GGGAAAAAAAAAGAGGAAAAGAAGAUUGAAUCUGGAUAGAAGGGAGAGAGGCAGCGCAUGACCGCAGUUGAAUCCCCUCGGACAAUUAGAUCCGUCCAGGGCUGUCUCGGAUUCAUUCUACACACCAGAAUCUGAUUUUUAUUAUAAUAUAUAUAUAUAUUACUGUGAAAAAAAGAAAGAAACGAUUUUGAUGAUGGAAUCAAACUUGUUGAGGUGGCUUUGUUAUUAUUCCAUCUUCAUCUCUCUGACGCUUUCGGCCUUUGUUGGUGAUCAUCAUCAUGGAGUUUCCGCCGAAGGUGUUAAGCCUCACGAAGCUAAACAGCUUAGAGACGAGGUACGGGAGAUGUUUUAUCAUGCCUUUGAUGGAUAUAUGAACAAUGCGUUUCCACUCGAUGAGUUGAAACCUUUGUCCUGUCAAGGAGAAGAUACUCUUGGAGGCUAUGCGUUGACUCUGAUUGACUCGUUGGAUACAUUAGCUUUGCUUGGUGACCGAGAGCGCUUCACUUCUUCUGUUCAAUGGAUUGGUAAACAUCUUCAGUUUAAUAUAAAUAAAACUGUAUCUGUGUUCGAGACAACUAUCCGAGUCCUUGGAGGUUUGCUAUCUGCUCAUCUGAUUGCAAGUGAUUAUGCAACGGGCAUGAGAAUUCCAUCUUAUGACAAUGAGUUACUAGUCCUGGCUGAGGAUUUGACACGGAGAAUGCUUCCUGCAUUUGAUACACCCACUGGAAUCCCAUAUGGAUCUGUUAAUUUGAUGUAUGGUGUUGACGAACAUGAAAGCAAGAUAACCUCAACUGCUGGUGGUGCUACUUUGACUUUGGAGUUUGGCGUGCUCAGUCGUUUAACAAAUGAUCCUGUUUUCGAACAAGUUGCAAAGAAUGCGGUGAGGGGACUAUGGGCACGUCGUUCAAGUCUCGACUUAGUUGGUGCUCACAUCAAUGUCUUUACAGGUGAAUGGACACAGAAGGAUGCUGGUAUAGGAACAAGUAUUGAUUCCUUCUAUGAGUAUCUCCUCAAGGCUUAUAUACUAUUUGGUGAUGAGGAAUAUUUAUACAUCUUUCAAGAAGCCUACGGGUCUGCAAUGCACCACCUUCACAAGGAUCCUUGGUAUGUAGAGGUAAAUAUGGAUUCCGGAGCUAUUGUUUGGCCAGUUUUCAACAGCCUUCAAGCUUUCUGGCCAGGACUUCAGGUAUUAGCAGGAGAUGUUGAUCCGGCGAUUAGAACUCACACUGCCUUCUUUAGCGUCUGGAAACGAUAUGGUUUCACUCCCGAGGGUUUCAAUCUUGCUACGCUUAGUGUCCAGUAUGGUCAAAAGAGUUAUCCACUGAGGCCGGAAUUAAUUGAGAGCACAUAUUGGCUAUACAAAGCUACCAGGGAUCCCAGGUAUCUUGAUGCAGGACGUGACUUUGUGGCAAGUUUGCAAUACGGGGCAAAAUGUCCUUGCGGUUACUGUCACAUCACAGAUGUUGAACUUCAUAAACAAGAAGAUCACAUGGAGAGCUUCUUCCUCGCAGAAACCGUAAAGUACUUAUGGCUGCUGUUUGACUUAGCUGUUGACUCAGACAACCUUGUUGACAAUGGCCCUUACAAGUACAUCUUUAGCACUGAAGGUCAUCUAUUACCAUUAACACCGCAAAUAUCUCUAGCUCGAGAACACUGCUCAUACUUAGGCGGAUAUUGUCCACGCAAUGCCACAAAGUUAGGACAACAAGAAGAGUAUAGUAACGAUGAUCAUCAAGUCCCUGGAAUCGAGCUUGGUCAUCAUCACAGUAACAUUUAUCCUUACCACGAGUCUUUUCCUGUUACCGGUUUAAUAAAGGGUUUAUGUCCAAGACUAGCUCAUGCUCAGAAAUACGGUUUGUCUUAUGUUUUGCCUGAGAAGACAGAACCUGAAGAUGUUAAACGACCUAAACCGGUUAUUACAAGCCGCUCCAUUGUAUUGGUCUCUGAUCAAACCGUGGCAAAGAGACCACAAGAAGAAGGUUUUAGGAGUAUCUCUGAUGGUGGUAGUAGUAGCAGCGACCAAACCGGUCAAGAGUUAACCUUGUUAGAGUCAGAAACUGAUGAUAAAAGAGUGUACUCUUCUUAGUGUCCCCUCUAAUAUAUUCAGAUGUUCCAAAAGGAAAGAUUACAAUUUUGCUUUAUCUGAUCUGCCUUUUAACA
Molecule: messenger RNA, 2160 nt
Organism: Raphanus sativus (radish)
Lineage: Eukaryota; Viridiplantae; Streptophyta; Magnoliopsida; Brassicales; Brassicaceae
Product: alpha-mannosidase I MNS4
Exons: 16
Coding region: 191-2086 (631 amino acids)
Biological process (GO): mannose trimming involved in glycoprotein ERAD pathway; endoplasmic reticulum mannose trimming; carbohydrate metabolic process
Cellular component (GO): endoplasmic reticulum; membrane
Molecular function (GO): calcium ion binding; mannosyl-oligosaccharide 1,2-alpha-mannosidase activity
Source: RefSeq, a predicted model, not a curated record